Molecule: messenger RNA, 829 nt
Organism: Acanthisitta chloris (rifleman)
Lineage: Eukaryota; Metazoa; Chordata; Aves; Passeriformes; Acanthisittidae
Gene: HDIP1
Product: chromosome unknown open reading frame, human C16orf87
Exons: 3
Source: RefSeq, a predicted model, not a curated record
UUUUCGCAGGUUCCUGUGGCAUGUAAAUCUUGUCCCUGUGGCUACAUAUUUAUUAGUCGAAAACUCUUGCACGCUAAACGUGCUGAGAGAUCUCCACCCAUCACAGAAAACAAGAGCGAGGCCAAAAGGAGACGAACAGAGAGAGUUAAGCGAGAGAAGAUAAAUUCUGCAGUAAAUAAAGACCUAGAGAACAGAAAGAGAUCCAGGUCUAACAGCCACUCAGAUCAUAGCAGACGAGGAAGAGGAAGACCUAAGAGUGCCUCAGCCAAAAAGCACGAGGAAGAAAGAGAGAAACAAGAAAAAGAAGUUGACAUGUAUGCUAACCUUUCAGAUGAAAAGGCUUUCGUUUUUUCAGUGGCCUUGGCGGAAAUAAACAGAAAAAUUAUCAAUCAAAGACUUAUUCUGUAACUUGUGAGCACAGCCUGCUGCAGUUACCUGCAGAAUGGUUAGCAUAUUUCCAAGGGGCCGUGGACUCUGGGAAAUUGUGUUGUCUGCACCGACAAGGACCGUAGUAUUUCCUGUUAAAAUUCUGCUGCUGUUCUUGGAAAUGGAAUUGUGUCUCUACAAGUCAGAAAGAAAGUGUUCACAGGAUUGUGCUGUGGAAAAUCACAAAGCAGAUAUCUCCUUGAAGACAAAUGCUAGACAAAUGCACACAGAGAGACUGCACCCAUUCCAGAGCACUUCUUUUGAAUUUGCUGCCAGAAAUGCAAUAUUUUAAAUAUUUUCAGAAAUAAAUGAUUUUCCUUUAAAAUUAUAUAUUUCAGAUUUUUCAGCUAUAUUGCAGUUUACGUAUGUACAUAUAACUUUUUAAUAAAUUGAUAUUCCAAUA